This is a messenger RNA of Paralichthys olivaceus (Japanese flounder), 1940 nucleotides long. The record is from RefSeq and is a predicted model, not a curated record. NCBI's taxonomy places the organism in Eukaryota, Metazoa, Chordata, Actinopteri, Pleuronectiformes, Paralichthyidae.
UGCUCCACCUGGAAGUUGGCCUUGGCAGGUUAGUCUGCAGAAGUUUGGCGGCCAUGUUUGUGGUGGUUCCCUCAUCAAUAGAGAGUGGGUGAUGUCUGCUGCUCACUGCUUCUCCAGCACAAGUACAUUUAGAUGGCAGGUUUCUCUCGGCCGUCAGAACCUGCAGGGAAYAAACCCAAACGAAGUGUCCAGAAGUGUUGCCAGAAUCAUUUUGCAUCCAAACUAUGACAGCGACAGCAGCAACAACGACAUUGCUCUGCUCAGACUCUCGUCACCAGUCAAAUUCACAGACUUCAUCAGACCUGUGUGUCUGGCAGCAAGUGGCAGUGUGUUCAACAACGGUACAGAUAGCUGGGUCACUGGCUGGGGYGCRGUCAAGGAGGGAGUGUCAUUACCGUUCCCUGAAACUCUACAAGAAGUGGAGGUUCCAGUUUUGGGAAACAGACAGUGUAACUGUCUCAAUGGAGUCGGUCAAGUCACGGACAACAUGAUCUGUGCUGGUGUUCUGGCAGGAGGCAAAGACUCAUGUCAGGGUGACUCAGGAGGUCCAAUGGUGAACAAACAGGGCUCCGUCUGGGUCCAGUCUGGAGUWGUCAGUUUUGGUUUUGGUUGUGCUCGGCCCAAUCUGCCAGGAGUCUACUCCAGAGUGUCCCGUUACCAGUCCUGGAUCAACUCCAUAAUCGACUCUGAUGGGCCAGGCUUUGUCCAGUUCACCUCCAGUGGGUUGGAUGCUGACAGCAGUUACACCUGUCCUGGUCUCCCACCAUCCCCAACCACUGCACCAACAACGCGGCCAAGUAUCGUAACCACUCCUGCCAGACCAGUGUGUGGCAAAGCUUCCAUGAACAGUCGUGCUCUAGGUGACAGCAGUGUUGUUUUUGGAGGAAUGUGGCCCUGGAUGGUGAGUCUCCACAAAAACGGGGUCUUCACUUGUGGAGGAACCCUCAUCGCCGAUAGGUUUGUCCUCACCUCCAGCCAGUGCUUUUCCACCUCCAGUCCAAAUGUUCUCGAGUGGAGAGUGUUCCUUGGCCAGCGACUUGUGGACGGUUCUGAAGAGUUUGAGAUGUCUCUGGGUGUUGUGAAGAUUAUACUGAGCAAACUCACAGGUUUUAACAUUGCUGUACUACAGCUGGAGAAACCUGUGAGCUACAUAGAUUUUAUCCAGCCUGUGUGUCUGGACAGCAACAAUGAAAGAUCCUUCCCCGUUGGUAGUCGAUGCUGGAUGCCAGGCUGGGGGAACAGCAGUAGGACUGGAGGUGCUGGCAGAGCUGGCUCAGGUCUGCGAGACCUUGAAACUCAAGUGGCAAACUGUGUGAGCGUUUCUGAUUCGGACAACAUUUGCACUUAUGCCAUGGACCUUCAAGAGGGGGAUCAGGGCAGUCCUCUGCUGUGCAAAUCAGACUCCUCUUGGUUCCAGGCGGCCGUUGUAACAAUGAGUGGGAAUAAAUCCGUGAGGGCAGAUAUUCAGACAUUUGCCAAAACCUCAAGAUUCGGGUCAUUCUUAAAGGAGACAGUUGGUGAUAUGCCAUCUCCUGCAACGUCUGCAACAGGAAAUGAAGCAGGAAAUGCAGCAGGAAAUGCAGCUGGAAAUGCAAUUUCCUUGUUCUUCAGUUUUGCUGUCGUUAUUACCUCCAUUUUCCUGUUGUAAUGAUGUGGUAUUUGUAGAGCUGCGUGAAAUAGUCCAAUACUGUAAAUGCACUUACGAUACUCAGGUCAAACAAAAAGGAAUGCAUCAUGAGGCACUUCCAAUCGAAUGUAUAUAUUCGUAACAGAAGGUAUUGUACUGUAUGGAAUCUGUGAACAAGUUGUACAAGAAAAUGCUAAUUUUUUCAAGAUGUGUUAAUCCAGCUGAAUGAAGUACAGUGAUAAACCAUCAAACCAUGCCUAUUUUGUUUGAGUCACAUUAUAAAAGACAUAUUGAGUCAUGAAAUAAAUAUUGA